AGCAGCUGACGGGCGGGAUCGCUUUUGCCGCCGCUGGUCCCCUUUCCUCAGUUCCCGCCCGCCCGCCGCCCGGGGCCCUGCCGAGUCUCCCCCGCCUUGGCCCGCUGAGCUCGCCACCCACCCGCAGACAUGUCCGAGACCGCGGCUGGCCCCGAGUACGCCUCCUUUUUCGCCGUCAUGGGCGCCUCGGCCGCCAUGGUCUUCAGCGCCCUGGGUGCCGCCUAUGGCACGGCUAAGAGUGGCACAGGCAUCGCGGCCAUGUCGGUCAUGCGGCCGGAGCUGAUCAUGAAGUCCAUCAUCCCAGUGGUCAUGGCUGGCAUCAUCGCCAUUUACGGCCUAGUGGUGGCUGUCCUCAUCGCCAACUCCCUGAAUGACAACAUCACCCUCUACAAGAGUUUCCUUCAGCUGGGUGCAGGCCUGAGCGUGGGCCUCAGUGGGCUGGCAGCUGGCUUUGCCAUUGGCAUCGUGGGGGAUGCUGGUGUCCGGGGCACUGCCCAGCAGCCCCGGCUAUUUGUGGGCAUGAUCCUGAUUCUCAUCUUCGCAGAGGUGCUUGGCCUCUACGGCCUCAUCGUUGCCCUCAUCCUCUCUACGAAGUAGCCCCUCUGCACCCAGCAGCCACAGAAUACAAUGUAAAGAUCACCCCCCUCCUCAUUCCAGGAUGAACAGCCUGACACACACGCACGGGGCCGCAGACCCCUCAGUAGUUGGUCUUGUAAAUGCGCAGUGUCUAGUGCCCACUGUCUGUUGCCCGCCUUGCCCCCGGCCCCCGCCCCGUGCGGUGGACAUUUGGGCCCACUCCUUUCCCACCCAGGCCCCUUACCAAUGAGGAGCAGGCCCUGGGUGCCCCCAGAGUGUAUAAGGAUGAAUUAGACUUGUAAUUUUUCUCUUCACUGGAUGUUUAUUUAUAAAAAAUUUGACCUAUCCAUAACGUCUGUGGAGCAGCCCUCGUCUCCCAUUCUAUAGUAAUCUUAGGUAGCGUGUUCCGUUGUGGGGUUCCGGUACGCUGAGACUUCCGUGGAUGUAACACCUCCCUCUCCUCGCGCGGCCCGAGGAGGGCAGGGUGCUGGGCCCACGGGCCCAGCGCAACCUGUGUCCAAUAAAGUUCUCGGAUGUUACAGGA
Loxodonta africana (African savanna elephant) is the source of this 1120-nucleotide messenger RNA. It is a transcript of the gene ATP6V0C, whose product is annotated as ATPase H+ transporting V0 subunit c. Bases 130 to 597 code for a protein of 155 amino acids. The transcript has 3 exons. Gene Ontology annotation, molecular function: proton-transporting ATPase activity, rotational mechanism. Lineage: Eukaryota; Metazoa; Chordata; Mammalia; Proboscidea; Elephantidae. The record is from RefSeq and is a predicted model, not a curated record. Gene Ontology annotation, cellular component: proton-transporting V-type ATPase, V0 domain; membrane. Gene Ontology annotation, biological process: proton transmembrane transport.